Molecule: messenger RNA, 8107 nt
Organism: Rhipicephalus sanguineus (brown dog tick)
Lineage: Eukaryota; Metazoa; Arthropoda; Arachnida; Ixodida; Ixodidae
Product: excitatory amino acid transporter
Exons: 11
Coding region: 524-2176 (550 amino acids)
Biological process (GO): L-glutamate transmembrane transport
Cellular component (GO): plasma membrane
Molecular function (GO): L-glutamate transmembrane transporter activity; glutamate:sodium symporter activity; neutral L-amino acid transmembrane transporter activity
Source: RefSeq, a predicted model, not a curated record
UCUCGCAAUCUACCACUCCCGUCGUGGCUCGCCGCGAGAGUCCGUCGUGCGUUCGCCACCGAGUCGGGUGCUAGGAGAGGACGCGAGGGAGUAUUUCUCUGAAAUUUAUUCCCAGUUGAAAAGGUUUUUUACUCUCUCCUACCGUCGCGGGCUUCGGACUGCCUGCACGCUCCGUGCGUCCCUCGAAGCCUUCCUCCUGCACCACGUUGUCGUCGUUUAGAGCCGCUGCGCUACAUUUGACGGAUUAACGGAUCGGCGGGCGUGCCUUUGGAUUUCGUUGCACCGGCUGACCGGUGUUACACAUUUAUAAGUGUUUUUUUCUUCUGCCUACUUCGCAUCUUCCGGUUAUUUCACCGUGCGAAGCGUCUGCUGCUCGUUUCAACGGGGACGACCGGCAGUGCCGUGUUGACAGUGUGAUCAACCCGCUGGAAGCUACUCUACUGAGGACAACGGGUCGGCAGUUAUUGAGGAGCGUCGUGCCGUGACGGAGACGGCUUCACGCAGUGCCCUUUGAGCUGCCAACAUGCCCGACUCUAAGCCGGACGCCAACGCCAAGACGCCCAUGUUGGGCGGGGGUGGAGGGCCAGCAGGAGUCAUCCGGUUAACAGAGCCGCCCCGGGGAAUAUGGGGCAAGAUCGGGGCAUGGAUGAAGACAAACCUCCUGCUGGUGCUGACCAUAGUGGGCGUCCUAUUGGGUCUCCUGCUGGGAUUCAUGGCGCGGUUCUUUCAGUAUGGCGAGGACGUCAUCAUGCUCGUCUCCUUUCCGGGAGAGAUACUCAUGGGCAUGCUCAAAAUGCUCAUUCUGCCCCUCAUCAUAUCGUCCAUGAUAUCAGGGUUGUCGAUGCUCGACCCAAAGUCGAGUGGGAAGAUGGGCUCUCGGGCCCUGGUGUACUACUUCGCCACCACCAUCUUCGCUGCCAUUGUGGGCAUCAUCAUGGUGUCCGUCAUCCAUCCCGGUGACCCGUCCAUCAAGGAGGAAGUGGGCACCGGCACUGAGGACAAGAAGGUCUCCACGCUCGACGCAUUCCUGGACCUCGUCAGGAACAUGUUUCCUGAGAACCUACUGCAAGCUUGCUUUCAACAAGUGGAGACAACGUAUGUAAAAGAGAAGCCGAAGCCCCGUUUCAUACACCCCGACGAAAUGCUUAAUGCCACCAACGCGAGCACCUACGUGCUGAAGCGGACGCUGCAGUUCAAGGAUGGAACCAACGUUCUCGGGCUCAUCGUCUUCUGCAUCGCCUUCGGCAUCAUAGCGGGCCAGAUGGGACCAGAUGCGGAACUUAUGGUGCAGUUUUUCUCCAGUCUGAACGAAAUCAUCAUGAAGAUCGUCGUCCUGGUCAUGUGGUAUUCCCCGUUCGGUAUCAUGUCUCUGAUCAUCGGCAAGAUCAUGUCCAUCAAGGACUUGGCGCUGACGGCGCAGCAGCUCGGUCUCUACAUGCUGACCGUAAUCACGGGCCUCCUCAUCCACGCCUGCAUAACAUUACCGCUGAUCUACUUCCUCAUCACCCGGAAGAACCCGGUCACCUUCUUCAAGGGCAUGCUCCAGGCAUGGAUUACUGCGCUCGGCACAGCAUCGAGUGCGGCUACGCUUCCGGUGACGUUCCGGUGCCUGGAAGAGAACAACCACAUAGACAAGCGGGUGACCCGGUUCGUGCUGCCCGUCGGCGCAACCGUCAACAUGGACGGCACGGCGCUGUACGAAGCCGUCGCCGCCAUUUUCAUCGCACAGAUGAACGGCAUCAACCUUUCCAUCGGGGAGGUCAUCGCCGUCAGUUUGACGGCCACGGCUGCCAGUAUUGGCGCAGCCAGUGUACCCAGCGCGGGUCUCGUCACCAUGCUGCUGGUGCUGACGUCCGUGGGUCUGCCCACGGAAGACAUCUCAAUGAUCGUCGCUGUCGACUGGAUGCUGGACCGUAUUCGCACGUCCAUCAAUGUCCUCGGCGACGCCUUUGGCGCGGGGAUCGUGUAUCACCUGUCCAAGGGGGAGCUGGACAAGAUAGACGCCGAACACGCCCGGCUCGAGCUCGAGAUGGGCGAGGCCGGCCGCAAGGGCUCCUACAUGCGGCGACCCAGCGGCAUCGCGGCUCCGGGAUCCUCGGCGCCGCCGGACUACGGGGCGAAUCCCGGAGGACAGAACUUCGUCAGCGGCGAAGGAAACAGCGAAACGCAGAUCUAAGAAGCGGCCUAGAAGAGGCUGCGGCCGCGAAAAUGGCGGAACGGGCCAUGUUCGAGUUCAGGCCAACUUACACGCCUUCCUGUUCCCUCCUGGGCGCCCCGAUAGAAGCCGCCGUGACGUCACCCGAGGAGUGCGCAUGGUGGCAACUUACAGCUUUGAGAAAAAUGUCUGCCUCCUCUACACGCGAGCUUUCUUUCCGCAACACUAAUCGUCGUAAUGGAGUAUUUUGCCGCAGCGCUACCGUUCCAAUACUUACCGGAACCACACUGCUCACGCGGAAACGGCAGCAGGCGGUAUCGGUGACAAUGAAACGGUAACGCUACGCUGAAAUAGCCUCAUUUCUGCACGUGCUCCCCGUCAAGACCCUGUGCAAGCGAACGUCGCUUUCUUGUAGAUAAAUGCGCCCGCGUGUAAGCGCUAGCGGCCGUCAAAAGGGAUUCACGCAGAUCCAUACACAGGGUUGAGCUCAUGCACGUUAAUUAUGACUAAGCUGUGCAAAGAAAGCUCGCCUCUAUGAGGGUGCAACUUUCGGGAGUGCUUUACGCAGUCUUGGUCGGAGGACUCCGAAAGAAAAGUCUGCCUGACGUGCAGAAGCGCUCUGAGAACUUGAGUUCUUGCUGCACACGGCCUUCUUCGAGUGUUGAGCCUGCGCCGUUGAGGUGAAAGCCCGUGGACAAUAUGAAGAUCGCCACUCGUUGUGAUUCUCCGUCGAACGGAGCCCGAAGUGACUGGCAGAAGUUUUGAAGGUGUUGGAAAAAUUUACAACAAAUAGAGCCUCACCCGUAACACUCAAUUGAAGACAGGAAAAGUAGUGGUUAAAGGCGUGCUGCUCACCUCAUGGCAAAUCGUGUGUUGAGACUAAAACUAAAGCACGAUGAUGCUGCGAAAUUUUCAUUUAUACAUUCUAAGACAUUUUAUCGAUUCUUGGUCAACGUCGUUUCAGUUUUCUCUUUUUUUUACUACGCUGGGCUUUGGAAUGUAGGAAAUUGCGAGCUAGACGCUAGCCAUUUACUAUGUUCAUUGUAUACACAGUCGGGUGUCGGUUGAGAUGUUAUGACUGCUGGAGCAAGAGCUGAAUUCAGUGGUCGCGUGGAGGCUUCAAUACAAGGUACUCGUGUCAUCCACUAAGCCCCAGGAGAAAGUGAACACAUGAGAUGGUGACAUAUCUUUCUUCAGCUUCAAAACGAUAUGAAAGUCACCAUAUAAGUGGCUUUAGGCAGUCACAAGUGAAGUUGCGCAUUGAUGUAAGCAAGAAACUCUCUCAGUUUGUUUUCUAGUUCACAAAAAAAGUCGGCAUGCGAGAAGGUUCAACACUGAACGCCUAGCUGUAACAAGCCUCUUGUCACUUCGGGCUUCAUCUUCUACGGAGAGCACGCGAGCAGAUCUGCGCUGACAAUGCGUCAUCGUGACGUCAGCCCUUUCAUUAUUGCUGUCUCUCUUCGUGUCACCCUUUUUUCUUCCCCUUCUUUUGUACGUACGUAUUCGUUCCGCACUUACCGAUCCGACAAACACCUCGUGCUGUACCAUUCGCCAAGAUUCUAUCGCAUAUAUGUUGGAAGCCGUUAAGCUUCAUCGUAAGCGUAUCAUCAUGGAUUUCAUCGCUAGAACCGAACCAAGCAGCUUACCUUAUCAAGGCCUUUCCUCCGACGGACAUUUUCCUACCGUCUACGGCUGCUGCACGACAGCCGCUGCCCAUCACAGCAGCGGCUCUUGAGCAGUUAACGCCACCAUCAGAAGAUAGAUAUCACUGUAUUCGACUUGUAUCGGCACUUGUCGGCGGUUUUUUCAUCAAGCUUCCACCAUCAUUUCGUUAAGAACUAUCUCCAUCCUUUUGACCAGCGCUUCAGCUUCAGCACACACUGCUGUCGAUAUGAACAUGUCGUGUCCAUCUAAUCGCCAUCUCAAUCGGAAGAGCAUGUUAAACCUAACUUCGUACUCACAUUGCAUGCCUCGUCCCAUACGUCAACACUUUUCAGUCCCAUACGCAUACGAGCUUUGACUGAACCACCCAGCCGCUACAUCAUUCUUGAGAGUAGCGUGUCAAGCGAGCUUUAUGGAAUGACGCCACCGCAUCAAUGUUGCACACCAAACGCGAUUAGCAGAGAUCAAGCAUAGGACACUUUGCAAUGAUGUAUCAUUCUCGCAGCAUGGAAAACACCAUUUGGAAGGCGCACAUUAGGUGCUGUACAGCUAGUCGCUGUACGGGUCCUUUUUAAAGCGUUCGCGCGAUCAGAUGUACACGUCUUGAGUUCAAGAAAGCGCACGUCCACGCGAGACCUUGCAAGCCCGGUGAAACGGUGCGUGGAUGUGCGUUGUAUAUAUUUCGUUUUCUCUCGUAGCUUGAAACCCGGUGUGCUAGCCUAGGGCCUCCUCCUUUCGGAGUUCCUCAAAAUAAAGAAGAUCCCGGAGAAUCCGAGCGUCCCAAGCGGUGGCAGGCGAACCAGGGCCGUACCCCGAGGAAGCACGAACCGUCUGUGGGCUAGAAACGGCCGCACUUGACAAAUCGAGAUCGCAGCGCUACUUAUAGAACACCUUGGGGCGCGGUGUGGGGGAGUCGCGAGGUCGCAGCCGCGAAUCCAAUCGCCGGCAGCGAUAGAGAGGCGUGAUGGCCGCAGUUUGAGCGUUUCCACAAACGCACUAAGCCUGACUGUAGAUUUGCGCAAAUCAUCUCUACAUUCUCUCUGUCAUUGGCCUUUAAUCGUUUCUUGUGCACUGCAACAUGAAAACUAGAUUGGAGACCUAUUCUAAGAUGCCCAUGGUAAAUUUUUAUCCUCGCGAUAUUUUUUUCUCUAAGGUACCCGGGCUUUGGUUCCAGGGCCGUGUGCUGCUAGUGGGAUUAUUUACGCUACGUCAUUCUCGGCGGAGCUUACAAGCGACAAAAAAAACACGCAAGCAUGCUUCGAUCCCCAAAGUUAAUUUUCACUGAUAACAUCUGCGAUAUCAUCUAGGCUGCAUUGUCACACAAGCGAAAUUCGCUUUCAUAACUGAGUUGUAUUGCACCAGUAGUUAAAUGACUUGCCGGGCACCUGGCUGCUGAAGUUUAAUGCAUAAGACAUGAAAUUAUUUCGCUUGAACUAAGGCGACGUCUCUUGAGAAGUUGUCUUUUCGUAUUUCACAUUGCCGUUCUCUUGUAAGCACAAAAUUAGGGCAUACGACUUAAGUGCAAAUACAUUCCUCAAGUAUUCGAGAACUACUGCAGCCCUGAGGUCCUACCCGGCGUACCGGAAGCCAACGGCUUGCGAGCUCGCAAAUGAUGCACCUUCCGCCCCUUUGUUCUUUGCAUCCGGUACUUUUCUGUCGUGGCUCACUCCAGUAACGUGGAGAAAGAAGGCUGUGGCGAGCUCAGCGACCGAGCGACCCCGCCUAGUAACUUCCUGGCCAACUUCCAAACACAAGAUACGGCGGCUCGUCCUCCACGUACGGACGAGUUUGUUUUCAUCAGAUGACCUUCAAAACAACAUUUUCAGCUUGAACGAGCCGUGGCGUACAAGGUCAUAUCUCGAGGUUCUGUUAUAUGUUAUGUGAUUACCUCUAUAUUCCAUUCCCUUUCGUUUCGUUUUUCAAGGCCGACUUACGUGACACCCUCUGGAAGAUAUCGGUGUGGUUACGUAGGGUACAAGCGUUCCGAGUUUUGAGUAAUAGGCACGCAUGCGUCAUACCAUAGAUCACCCGUCAAGCUACAUCUAAGUAACUAUUCUGCUUGGCAGUGAUUGUGGACCUUUAAAUACCAAACUUGUGCGUUUCAAUGCUAUCCUUUCUGAAUGACACUAAAGGGCGCGCAAGGCAAGUGCGGUCACAUGCCGAAGCAAGCACUCGUCAUUAAGGAUCACUACAAAAUGUUCUAGGGGCUUCUUGAAGAACAAUGCGACUUGUCGGAAAUCACUGUGAUUACGUUUUGCUGUGUUCUCUUUUCUCUACGCUUCCUAACAAAAGAUAUGCAGCUCUCGCAUCAAAAUUCAUACCGGUAUAGGUUGGAGAAGAUGAACGCAUGUUAAGCGAUGGGCGCUUGAGGAACUUGACUGUAGUUCCACAGUUUAGCUGCGGAACAAGAUGCCAGUGUGCUCCAAGUGUCUUGUAAGGUCACCUGCGUGGCCCUUCGAAAAAAACUUCGUUUUAGUGCAUUGACAAGAAUAAGUGUUUGUUCAUUUCUACACGGAACCCUAGACAUUUGCCUUCAUGCGUGUCUAGAGCAAGCAACAACUGAUGACGCAACUUUUCAGGAGGCACAUCAAGAGCUGCAAAACUUGCAAUCUUGCACCCUCUGACGUGGCUCCAUCAUUGCUGCUUGUUUUUUAUUUUGUCCCUCGUGCAAUAGCUUCGUGAAUUUCUCUGGACUGUUUGUGUUACAUUGUUAGGUAUUCGUUAUUACAUGCCCUCUUCGUUCAUUCGUUACUGCCAGCAGGAUGGACGUGAAAUAUCCCCUUUCUUUGUGUACGCUGCUAGGUGAUCUUUGCGAACCACUUUAAUUAAACUAUUCAAAAAAAGGGGCGAACUUCGUGCCGCGAAGAGAACAUUUACGGAAGGAAGGGUGUUCAGCUGGGAUCGCUGACACAUUUGAACUUAGGGUUAACUACACUUGGACGGGAAAAAAGGAGGUAGCAGAAACCUGAUAAUUUUCACUCGCGUUGGCCACCUUUCUUGUCCAGUCCUCGCGCAGUUCACCCGAAGUUCUAGCUUCAAGGGUAAUUGCGCAACUUCAGUGAGUCUUUUGCUUUGCUCAUUUUUUAACAAAAAAGCUAUUUCAGAAAAAAGACGUCCGCUGUCACGAAAGUGUUUGGUGGUUAUGAUUCUCCCCUCAGACGACCCUUUACGCCAAUCUGUUAUCGCUUCAAAGUUGUAGCCUUGCUUCGACAUGAAAUUCAUGACUCCAUCUUCACAUAGUAUAAACUCAUCAUCACUCAUUGGAUGUGCUGCCUUUAGCCCCAUGUGUUAAUUCCCUUCGACCCAUGUUUUUCUUUUCAAUACCAGUGUGCAGUCGAUGCACAUGGUGGUGUUUCCGUAACCGGUGCGUCUUACAAGAUUGUACUUGAACGCUUGUAUGGAUGAGGUGCUCUCGUCAGUGUGUUAGCAGUCAUGUUUUAUUGCUUCGAACCACUGCAUGUUCUGUAGUGUAAAAUUGCGUUUUAUAAGUGCUGUAGACUUCGCGUGUACUAAUGCAAUUUAAUGAGUAAGAAAUUUUAUUAGAGUCUAUGACAUUGACAUUUCCUUUUUUUGCGCGGUCAAUGGCAUGGUAAUUCGAACAGCUUACACUUCAAGAUCAAUGCGAUCUUUUGCAUAACAUAUUUUCCGAAGAAUAGAAAGACAUUGAUAUUGAAAGAUAUUGAGCUCCGCAACCUUUUCUAAUGAACACUAACACAGAAAUAUCUAAUGAAUGAAACGCCUUAGCAAGCUGCCGUUAAUGAUCAUUACUUGUAGAAAACAUUAUACGCCACACCACCGCGUCAUCUAGUUAGUGUUACCCGCAUGUACACAAAUAUGUCAUAAUAUUUCUGCCAUCUUUACGGUGUGGCUUAAUUUUAUCUUAACAUAUUUCUACUUUGUACUAUAGUUCGCGAGGAACACUAGACAAAGCUACAGGUGACGCAUGAACCCUCAGGUUUACACAAAAAUAAAAACUAUUUUCGCAGAAUUUACAAAAGUUUUAUAAUUCGUUUUUACAUUUUAACAUGUCACUUAACGUUAUGCAUAGGUAAUGAUCAACAACUGCUUUCUUGCAGGACAUGAACCAUCUUUUUUUUUCUGUCUCGACAACUGCCUUAAAUGUGUGGUUAUCAAAGUACCGCGUUUUAUCGCAGAUGAUCAUCCGCUUCGGUUUUCUUGUGUUCUUUUGUGUUUAUUUCGUGGCAUAGUUUUAGCAACAUGAUUCUGUACACAACGGAAAAAUUAAAACCAUUCAUUGAAUUAAACAAUAAAAUGCUGUUUGUUUUGUUC